CUUGUGCGCCUCUGCCUCCCUGGUCCAGGCCAGAAUCACAUGCCCCGUGGGCUCCGUCUUAGUCCCAGCAAGUCCCCGCCCGCUGUCCGGCUCAAAACUUUCCCAGCUUCUUCUUUGGCUCAAACUUGUCCCACAGCGGUAGGGUGGGAAGGAGCCUUGGUCCCCGGCGGGACCCAGCUCGCAGUGCGUCCCUCGCGCCGCGAGCUUGGGCUUCCCUGGCUCCCAAGGCAGUCUGGUGCCCCUCGUCCCCUGCCCGCAGAGUUUGGGAUCAGGGUGGACUCCUGGGGGCAUCAGGCAAGUUUUGGUUUGCUGUGCUUUGUCUUUUUAAGGGAGUGUAGGGAGAGAGAAGGGAAGUUUGAGGAUGGUGAGGGCAAGGGGCGCUUGGGCAUCCCCUCUCGUGGUCGUCCUCUGGAUACUGAGCCUGACUUUCAUCGGGGAAGGGGCCCAGGGGCGAACCCUCGAAGAUCAGGAUUAUUACAUUCAAGAGAUCCUGAAUCGGGGUCAUUACUAUGCCUUCCCGGAACCCGAGGAGGAGACUGCCACAGAAGAGCCCAGAGAGGAAAUGGAGGAACGGGGGCGCCCAGAAGAGAAGAGGCAGCCCCCUAAAUUCAAGCCAGCCAAAAAAGAGCUAAAACCGAAGAAAACAAAGAAAGAAAAACUGAUGCUGGAAACACCUCCAGGCAAAAAUGGCAAUAAGAAAAGUGAAAAGAACAGAAGUCAUGACAAAGUUUCAAAUGGAGACAACGAAUCCCAAAUUGUAUCUGAAGAUGUCAGAGAAAGUUGUCCUCCUCUGGGUUUGGAGACAUUAAAAAUCACGGACUUUCAGCUGCAUGCCUCAACAGUUAAGCGAUAUGGCCUGGGGGCUCACAGAGGCAGGCUCAACAUCCAGGCAGGUAUUAAUGAAAAUGACUUUUAUGAUGGAGCUUGGUGUGCAGGAAGAAAUGACCUUCACCAGUGGAUUGAAGUUGAUGCCAGGAGGUUGACAAAGUUCACAGGUGUCAUCACUCAAGGAAGGAAUUCACUGUGGUUGAGUGAUUGGGUGACUUCUUACAAGGUAAUGGUAAGCAAUGACAGCCAUACCUGGAUCACUGUUAAGAAUGGAUCAGGAGAUGUGAUAUUUGAAGGAAACAGUGAAAAAGAAAUCCCAGUCCUCAAUGAACUUCCAGUUCCAGUGGUGGCCCGUUAUAUCCGCAUAAACCCUCGGUCAUGGUUUGAUAAUGGGAGUAUCUGCUUAAGGCUAGAAAUUCUAGGCUGUCCAUUACCUGAUCCCAAUAACUACUAUCAUAGAAGGAAUGAAAUGACAACUACAGAUGACCUGGAUUUUAAGCAUCACAACUACAAAGAAAUGAGGCAGUUGAUGAAGAUUGUGAAUGAAAUGUGUCCAAACAUCACAAGGAUUUACAAUAUUGGCAAAAGUCACCAAGGACUAAAGUUAUAUGCUGUGGAAAUCUCUGACAACCCAGGAGAACACGAAGUUGGUGAACCAGAAUUCCGCUAUAUAGCAGGGGCACAUGGGAAUGAGGUGCUUGGACGAGAGCUCAUGCUUUUGUUGAUGCAGUUUCUGUGCCAAGAAUACAGGGCUGGGAACACACGGAUCGUCCGACUCAUUGAAGACACCCGGAUUCAUCUUCUUCCUUCUGCCAAUCCAGACGGUUAUGAGAAGGCUUAUGAAGUGGGCUCUGAAUUGGGAGGAUGGUCUCUGGGACGUUGGACCCAUGAUGGUAUUGAUAUCAACAACAAUUUUCCAGAUUUAAAUACUCUGCUUUGGGAAGCUGAGGAUCGUCGAAAUUUUGCAAGAAAGGUCCCCAAUCACUACAUUCCAAUACCUGAAUGGUUUCUAUCUGAAAAUGCCACGGUGGCAGUUGAGACAAGAGCAAUAAUAGCCUGGAUGGAAAAAAUUCCAUUUGUGCUGGGAGGAAAUUUACAAGGAGGAGAAUUGGUGGUGGCAUAUCCCUAUGAUAUGGUCCGAUCAUUAUGGAAGACUCAGGAGCAGACACCUACCCCUGAUGAUCACGUAUUCCGAUGGUUAGCCUAUUCCUAUGCAUCAACCCACCGACUCAUGACAGAUGCCCGGAGAAGAGUCUGCCACACUGAAGAUUUUCAGAAAGAGGAUGGGACUGUGAAUGGAGCUUCUUGGCAUACUGUUGCUGGAAGUCUGAAUGACUUUAGUUACCUUCACACAAAUUGUUUUGAGCUGUCAAUAUAUGUGGGCUGUGAUAAAUAUCCGCAUGAAAGUGACUUACCCGAAGAAUGGGAGAAUAAUCGUGAAUCUUUGAUAGUAUUUAUGGAACAGGUACAUCGUGGUAUCAAAGGCAUAGUAAGAGAUACACAUGGUAAAGGAAUUCCAAAUGCUAUCAUUUCUGUGGAAGGUGUCAACCAUGAUAUUCGAACAGCCAACGAUGGGGAUUAUUGGCGUCUCCUAAAUCCUGGAGAAUAUGUAGUCACUGCCAGGGCAGAAGGCUUUACCUCUUCAACAAAGAACUGUGCUGUGGGUUAUGACAUGGGAGCCACUCGGUGUGACUUUACAAUCAGCAAGACCAACCUUGCAAGGAUUAAAGAAAUCAUGGAGAAAUUUGGAAAGCAGCCAAUCAGCCUACCAGUCAGGCGCUUGAAGCUGAGAGCCAGGCAAAGGCGGCAGCGGAGAUAAUACCCCAACAGAUGGGUUUAUAAGUCCUGUUUAAAUCAAAAACCAAUUGUAUUAGUAGCUACAUAGCCAACAUGCUCAUUGUUACUGUUAUUAUUUUUAAUUCAAGAAAUGUCAAUUAAUAUGGAUAUAUUGCAAGGAAAGUCUCAAGAGACAGAGCUCAAGGCUCAGAAUAUUUCCCAUUUUCUGAUCUUUAUAUGAAUUGUUUAGGUUGAAUGUAGCAAGGUAAUAUGAGUGGAUAGAAGUGGGCAGAUUGGCUUCAGCGUAUCAGACAGAGAAGUUAGUUUUAAGGUUCCUGCCCUAAGUGCAGGCAAGGAUGUAGAAGGGGAAGAAAAAAUAUUUGCUUAAGUGACAUCAAGAAUUCCAUGGUGCACGAUUAAAAGAUUAGAUGGGGGACCUCCAAGUUCAUUUGGCCAGUCUCCUCUUUUUACCAAAGAGGAAAUGAAGCCCAGGAAGCUUGAGCAAUUUACCCAAGGUCACACAGUAGUAAAUAGCAAUAGAUACCAGACUCUGAAUUUGGAUUCUCUGACUCCCUUUCCUCUGUUGCACAUUAGCCUUCUGAGUGACAUCUGCCUCACAAUGCUAUCCCUGACUUAGUUAUUAUUACUGUUGCUACUUAAGAUGCUGGUAGAUAUCCUAAGAGAAAGAAUCUCAUUAGUUGUUUGUUUGUUUGUUUUUACAUUCCAAGCCACAUCAAAUAAAUCCUAUGUUUUAUAAACAAUAGUAAAUGUACCCUGAACUAUGUGAGAUUUAAAAUGGUUGAGGUCUUAAACUGUAGUGAUUAAAAUAGUGGAAGAUUUAAAUUGUGAUAGAUAUAAGAGAGGGUGAGUAAAUUUGACCGCAGAAAUAUGUUUCACUACAGUGUCUUGGGUUUUAAAAUCAAAUAUAAGGUGGUCACCAGGGAAAUAUUCCCAAUUAUUCAAAUACCCAAGUCAAUUGGAUUUUAUAGAGAUUUUAAUUAACAAUACAAUGAGUAAUCAAAGAAAGAGAGAGAGAGAGUGUAAGAAAGGAAUAAGUAUGAAGGGCCUCAAGCCAAUAUGGCCUAGACCUGAGUCUUAAAAGAGAAAUCAGUCAGUUUUUUAACACUCACCACAAGGUCUGACUAAACAAGGAUACCAGUGACACCAGGCCAGCGUUCUUCCUCAAAGAGUCUUCCAGCCAGAGAUUGUUUCAAAGGGCCUCUCUCAAGAGCCUCCAGAGCUCCUACCCCAGAGGGACAGAGCCCCUCAGAGGAGCUCCUCAAGGAGCUCUCCUUCAGAAUGAGAGUUAGAAAUCGAGAUUCCUGAAUGAGAUCCAAGCUCUUAUUUUUAAGGGCAAAAUUUCCUCUGUCACCUCCCCUAAGUCCUUACAUCUACCAAUCACUGUAGAUGUUUCUAAAGGACCGCCCAUUUUGAAUUCACAGCUGAGUAGUUUUAAUCUCUUUAGUAAGUCAGAAAAAAAUGCUGCUGUGUCGACAAAUUUCAUUAAGAAAAAACCUCUGAAAAGUUAUCACCCUUUUAGGUUUUAGUAGUUUACAAGUUGCCCCACCUUUAUAGGUACUUAGUAUCCCAUUGUAUCAAUUCUAAAACAGUCAUGACUCAUAGAACUUCCUGUCCCUUCCAUAAGCAUGGAUCAAAGUACUUUCAUUGUUUAGCAAGCAGUUUUCUGUCCUAAAGCAGUCUUAAGUAGGGUGGAGCAGGGACACUCCCAUAGCUAGGAGCCCCCACACUCAAGUAGAGUUCUCACCAUCUGCUAGGGAAUUUUUUUAAGUAGAAGAUUCCCCAAUGGGGGAAACCCCUAACAUUCAUAAGUCUGAGAAAUUUUGAGGUUUACACUAUGAUGGGAUUUCUUUAAUCAAAGUAAUUUUUUUCCUCAAUGAGAAAGCUCUGAUAUUAAAGGAAAGAAGGGUGUCAAAAUGAGAAGUGUGCUAGAAAUAAUCCUAAAGUAAUGUUCCAGCAAUAAUGUUUCUAAAGAGUGUAUUAUAUUUGUCUUUUUCAGAAGAUUACUCUGCCCCAGCUUUUAGGUCAGUGACCUGGGUAAUACUGUACCCACCCUUCAACACAGGGUCAAUGGCAUAAGCCUUCCUGUAGAAAAGCAGUGCUUUCAAUCAGCUUUUAUUUCUUGGCUUUCUAGGAUUUUUUACAAGAUCUGAAAAGUGAUUUAUAUAGUGACCCAUCACUCCUCAACUACAGUGAUUUCCCUUUAGAGAAAUGCUAGUAGCAAAGUUGACCAAAUAUAAUCCUAGAGAGUUAGGUUUAGUAUAUAAAAGGCAACACCCACCAAAUCAGGCAUGUGCCAAUGAAAUUAAUGAAAAAUUGCCUAGAAAGUCUUCAAUGGAUCCAUUGAAAGUUGAAUGACUAGAUGAGAAAGCCAGUUCUCUUUUCCUAUGAUUUUAAUAAUGCUAAUAAUCUGUUGACCUGGGAAGGCAGAAAAGAAAGGUAAUUAUGAAUUCUCUAUGCUGAUCCUCUUCAAGAGUAUUGCAUCAUGCAUAAAUACCAGAUCACUGUAAUUUCCUUAAUCAAAGGUUGGAGAGAUCAACCUAAUGGGCAAUAAGCUUCCCCCUCUCUUACAAAUAUACACAUAUAGCUUACCUCUCCUCAUGUUAAGGCAAAAUUCUAAAGAUAUGUCCUGACAUCAAUUUGCCUUUCUUCUCAGAUGCGGAAUGACAAAGGCUAAUGGGUUGAGAUAUUGCUUAAUAAUAAUAACCAAUCUUUGUCAUUAAAGGUAGUUUAGUUGAGAACUCUCCCCAACUGAUUUCUAUCAAUGCUUCCGACCCUCUGCAGUAGGACAGUUGCAGUAACAUCGCUGUCUUUAACUAGAGGCUCAUCAGACAAAAACUCAGAAAUGGGUUGUAGCUCUUCAGUUGUCUGAUCAGUUCUCCUAGAUAUUGACCUACUUGUCUUACAUGCUUAUCUACCAACUUCAGCAUCACUUAAAAAUAAAUUGGUGAAGUGCUUACUGUAUUCAGAGCAUUAUAUUAGAUGCUACACAAAAUGUAAAAUUUAGAUCUUUCCCUCCAUAUAGCUCACAUUAUUGUUGUAGUGUUGAGGGGUGUGUUUUGUAUAUGCAGAUAGUUAUAAUACAAAAAGGACCAUAAUAAGUAUUUAACCAAGUGCUGUCCUAGGUGCAAACAGGAGAUUGCCAUUGGUUGAGACAAUCAAGUGAAAUACUUGGUUUCCCAUUUGGCCUUAAAAGAGGGGUAAGAUUUCAAGAACAGACAUGGAAAGAGGAGUACAAAGAGAGAGAAGAAUUCUUUCCAUUGGAAAGGACCAGAGCAAUGCCCUGGAGGUAGAUGGUGCAGUAUAUUUAUAUAGCCAACUUUGUCACUCCUUUUUCAUUGUUCAAAAUGGAAAGUAUACUUGGCCACCCUAAAACUCCUUAUCUUUUCCAUAUGAUUUCUAAAAGAAUGUUUUCUUCAGAUUCCUCAAAAACUAUAAAAAAAACACAACAUAAUUUCAAAAAAUAAGAGAGAGAAGCAAUGACUGUAAUACAUUGUCUGACUUUCUUUUCACAUCAGAGUUCUUCAUUUUAAGAGUCUAUUGUUUGCUUCACCAGAGAUAAGCUUGCAAAUGGUUGACUGAUUUUUCUUCCCACCAUUUAUUCUAGGUAUUUUUCCAGCUAGCUCAGUAAUUUAGGUUAUGUCAUAAAAUGAACUUCAUCCCUUCAUAUUUAUUCUCCCUGUCAAAUACCAAGACUUAAGGAGAAUUUCUCUUAGGGAGACCAUCUUUUGAUGUUGAAAAAUGUUUGAAAAGAGACUUGCAGUAUAAUAUGGCAAAUUAGCCCAGGCAUUUCUCCUUUGGAGAACUGCCUUUCUCCUUUGUGUAUGUGUGAUUAAGCCUCUAAUCGGAGAAAUGCACAAUUCAUUUACUUUGCACACACUGUGGAGGAAAUGGGAUAUGCCUAUUUGACUAGCAAGCAUCAUUAAAGCAGCUUACUUAGGUGUCUUUGUAAAAUCAUCAGUUAAUAUGAGGAUUACUUUUAUUUAAAUUAAUCUGGGUUUAGAGACUAUGGGAUGAGGACAUGGAUAAGGACUGGACCUGUGGAUUCAUUGCUAUAGGGAAUUCCUGCAUGAGGAGCUUUGUCUACUAAUGCAAGUCUACACUUUUCCUGAAGAGUUACAUAAAGCACUGAGAUCUUAAAGGACUUGUCCAAAAUCACAUAAUUAUGUCAGAAGCAGAAUCUGAACCCAUAUUUUCUAGGCUUUUGGGCCAAUUUUCUAUUUCCUAAAACACAGAAUUCUGAUGCAAAAUAUAUUUCAAAUUUAGGGUAGAGUAUUGGGAUCCAGCAACAUAGCUAAAAACUGGAUUGUGUUGGAUAGGUUAGGUUGGAUUGGGUUGGUUUUGAAUGUAGCAAUUUAUCAUAAUAAAUCUUUUACAAAGUAGAUUAAAAGUAUCAUCCCAGAUUAAAGUGGAGAUUUUCAGUUCCACGAGGAGUCAUGUCUAUUUCUAUGUGACCAUAGCCCAAUAAGACUACAUUUUAAAAAAAUAAAAAAUAAUUGGGUAAGUUUGAUUCACUGAGGUUGAUCAUUCUGGCUAACCCAUGUGGUUGUGGUGAUUCUGUAAUCCCAAUGCCACAUUUUCCCCAUUGUCUUCAUGGAUAUUUGUGUCCUUUCUCUAAGUUACUUUUCUCUGCCUUAUAAUGAUGAAAUCUUUACUUCCCUACCCAGAUCCCAGGAUUUCCAGAAAUAAUUAAACAAAAGAAGAAAACAAAACAAAAACUCUAA
This is a messenger RNA of Monodelphis domestica (gray short-tailed opossum), 7346 nucleotides long. RefSeq names its product carboxypeptidase X, M14 family member 2 (gene CPXM2). Lineage: Eukaryota; Metazoa; Chordata; Mammalia; Didelphimorphia; Didelphidae. The record is from RefSeq and is a predicted model, not a curated record. Gene Ontology annotation, biological process: proteolysis. Gene Ontology annotation, molecular function: metallocarboxypeptidase activity; zinc ion binding.